GCAAGAGGCUCCCUACUCCACGAAGUCUGGCGAGAUCUUUCACUGCGGACGAAGUCUGACAUCAUUCGUGAGUUUGUAGACAUCGAAAGGAAACUACUCUCAGUCUCCUUUGAUAGGUAUGGUUCAGCUUGCUCCAAUGGAGAAUUUGCCGCCAGUUUGACUUACGCUUGUUGACAGACUGGGAUCAUUGUAUUUCAAGGAUAGUGAUAUCGCGGGAUGCGAGCCUGCUAUCGUUACAUCUGGCCCGCAGGAUGUCGUCGGUCAUGUCGAAUCACGUUAUUGCAUUGGACCCAUCACUCGAACAGAGUUCUGGGUGAAACAGCGCAGUGACAUGCACUACUAUGGUCCUUGUGAGUGUCUGGACGUCAAUGAAUUUCGGAUUCUAGACUCAAGAUGGUUGCAGGGACAUCUUCUGCAGAAUACCUAGAGUCUGUCGCUCACCGUGAGCUCGACUGGAUCAACGCCCACGCGAACCUACAGGAACCGAAUAAAACUCCAUGGUCGUACAUGAGCCCAGAGCAAAAUUCUCCGGAGGCUCACACAGUUUUGUUGCAGAAAUUCUUAUCUACAAUUCCGUAUAUCGUUCCCCAAGACCCAGAGCUUGUUUCGCCCAGACUUUGGCACCCAGAUUUUCAUGCUGGUAACAUCUAUAUCGACGACCAAGCCCGGAUUUCAUGUAUCAUCGACUGGCAAGGAGCCUGGACUACCCCGGUGUUUAUCGGAGCCAAUCCCCCAUUGCUUCUGGACUAUGGGAUCGACAUGUUGAUGAAGCUCCCUGGAAACUUCAAAGCACUCGACGAUGCUACAAAGGACCAGCUUCGAUACCAAGUGUCUCAGUCUGUCCUGAUUCACACGUACGAAACACUGACCGCGGAGAAGAACCCUCUGAUGUACAAGGUAAUGCGACAUCCCCAUGGCCAGACCCUCAAGCAGUUGGAAGCUUUUGUUGGCUCUACCUGGGACAACAGUCUCUUUCCUUUUGAGGAAUGUUUGAUCCGUGUUGAGAAUGAGUGGGAUCACUUAGGUACUAACGAACCAUGUCCGUACCGUUUCUUGCCAGAGAGAAUACGGCAACACUACGAAGAGGCGGAGUCUUUCAACAAGAGCCAGGAAUUCUGGAAAGGGCUACGAGGUGUCUUGACCGAUGAGGGCUAUGCGUCGAACGAGAGUUUCGGCAAGGCCGUCGAGAUACUUAGGGAUUUGCGAGAAGUCGGACUGGAUGACCUGAAGGGUGAGGAACGACGCAGUUUGGACAAAGAGACGCGUUGGGUCGUAGAUCUCAGUGACCCUAAGACCUAGCACUUACACUAUCUCUUGCAUGAUGAAAACAGAUAGAAUCGACAUCAAAAGUUUAAUUGAAAUAGUAGGACGCA
Dothidotthia symphoricarpi CBS 119687 is the source of this 1373-nucleotide messenger RNA. RefSeq lists its product as uncharacterized. Gene Ontology annotation, cellular component: mitochondrion. The record is from RefSeq and is a predicted model, not a curated record. Bases 394 to 1299 code for a protein of 301 amino acids. The transcript has 2 exons. Lineage: Eukaryota; Fungi; Ascomycota; Dothideomycetes; Pleosporales; Dothidotthiaceae.